UUUCCUUCACCGGCGGGAUUUUAUAAACACAACCCAGUAUCUUUCAUAUUCGUUAUCGCCCGAACCGAGCAAGCGGGUUAUUGAUGACGUAAUAAACGUGCGACGCCUCGUUUGGAUUCAUUCAUAAACUUGCGACUUGAAGUACUUCUGUUCACGUGCCUUUUAGCAGUGCCAUGAAGCUGAAGUUGUCUAAGCUGGUGCACGGUUGUCGUCUGGGACUUUUGACCGGUAUCGGACAAACCGAGCGACAUUCCCUGGAAGUCCCAGGCUGUCUCCUGUACACCCGCUGUGCCAGUGUGCCCCAUCUGACCCAGGACACGCUUUACACACUCAGCAACCUGCCUGCGGUUACACAGGUCACACUGGAGAGCCUCGCAGAACACCAGGAAAUCCUGGAGGAGUUUAAACACGGUGUAAGAAAGUUUGCAGGUCUUCACAACACAGUGCUCUUCUGCUCCCUCCAUGACCCCGCCACGACCCAUCCCGCUGGCCACGUCACCAACAAGACGGUGUCCGUGUGGGGAAGUGGAGGAAGAAUAGAGCUGUCAGUGGCCAAGUUUAUGGCCCUGCAGGCAGCUAUCCAGCCAGACUGUUAUGAGAGCAUGGCGGAUGGGGAGACGUGGCAGGAGACAACGUCCCGGAAGAGGGUGCGUAAAGCAGUGGAGCGCACUCUCGCACAUUUGGAUGCGUGUCUCGAAUUGCACCACAAAACGCAGGAACUAAAAGGGUCGGAGAUAUUCGGCGUGGUGGAGGGAGGUGAUAUCUUGGAGGAGAGAACGAGGUCAGCACGUGAGACGGCCAAGCGGCCCGUGGCUGGAUUUGUCCUGGAUGGCUUCCAGUCCACCUCCAUGGAGCAAAAGCUGAGGGAGCAGCUGAUCACAGCAGUGACUGCUGAGCUGCCUCAGGAUAAACCGAGGUUGGUGAAAGGCGUGGGUUGUCCAGAUGAGGUCCUAGCUUGUGUGGAAGCUGGAGUGGAUCUGUUUGAGGGAUUUUUCCCUUUCCAGGUGACUGAGAGAGGCUGCGCCUUAUGCUUCAACUACACCAUCUCACCUGACCCAGAGACUGCAGGUACAUCUCCCCCUACAGUAUUGGAAUUGAAUGGAGAGAAGCCUGCUGUUGAAGAACUGAAGGAAAAUGGAGAGAACAGCCCUAAAAAUAUGACACGAUUUGAGAUAAACCUGAAGGACACAAGGUACCGGGAUGAUUUCCGCCCGCUGGUGGACGGGUGUAGCUGUUACUCCUGUAAGAAUCAUAAAAGGGCUUACAUCCAUCAUUUGCUGGUGACCAACGAGCUGCUGGCAGGGGUUUUACUGAUGUUGCACAACACCGCUCACUACCUGGGAUUCUUCUGUGCCCUGAGGGAAGCUGUGGCCACCGACCGGCUCCAGGACUUGAAGAGCAAAGUGUUAGAGACCCAUGUGGGCUAGAGAACAUGGAAUGAGUGUCAUCAAUGAGUAUUCAGGGAAACAAGAAAAUGUAGCUUAAAUGCUCUAUAUCAAUAUGAUGCCAAUUUUGUAUAUAUAUUCCACCAUCUGUGUAAAAUGUAAACAUCAUUCCUGUUAAUGGAGUAGAGCUUUUACCACCAUUGUUCAAAGAUUUUUUUUUGGUGAAUUUUUCACUGGAGCAUUUACAAAAAAACGCAGUAUUUAUGACAAUCCUGUUAUUUUAAAACAAGUUUGUAUUCUCUGAUUGUAUGUAAAAGUUAUACGAGUAAACGGACUACUGUUAACUGAA
Silurus meridionalis is the source of this 1734-nucleotide messenger RNA. It is a transcript of the gene qtrt2, whose product is annotated as queuine tRNA-ribosyltransferase accessory subunit 2. Gene Ontology annotation, molecular function: tRNA-guanosine(34) queuine transglycosylase activity. Bases 174 to 1427 code for a protein of 417 amino acids. The record is from RefSeq and is a predicted model, not a curated record. Lineage: Eukaryota; Metazoa; Chordata; Actinopteri; Siluriformes; Siluridae. The transcript has 9 exons.